CAUCUCGUCACUCUUGGUCCCUUAUUUCCCAACUCUAUCCAGUGUCAAGCCGAGACAAGAAACCUGUUGCUUCCUUGUCAUAACUGCCCAUUGCACUUUUGUCUGUUGUUUACGCCACAACACGGUCUCACAGGCGACAAGAUACCUCUCAAUACAUCCAUUCGAGUCUCGCGAUACCGGCCCAAGAGACUCGAACUUCUCACUCCGGCUUGGGCACCGCACUACCACAAGAACAUUGAGAACUUGUCAAGAAAAGAAAUCCCAAUCUCAUCUCUCGCCAAAGACAGCCGUCCACGUGCGCCACAGACAACAUCAGACCAUCUCCCCGGAUCAGCAUUGAUCAACUUUUGCGAAACAAGGACCCCCAUAAUCCACGAGUCCCGGAAGCAUGAAUUCGGAAGAACCAGUCGAUUUCUGCCCCUACCGGCAGAACCUUGAUUGGAGCCAAGUCCAAACCCAAGACUUCUCCAACGUCCAGUAUUUCCAACCAUCAGAUUCAGAGCUGGAAAAUGACGGCGACGUAUAUGCCAAUGGCGUGACGUAUCCCUCACAACCUGCACAGGCCAGCAGCAGCAGCAAAAAGAGCAAGAAGAAGGCCAAGAAGGAGAAGAAGGCAGCACAAUACACUUAUGAAGAGCCACCAGCUGCCGCUCCUGAACUUCCCACGCCUGAACCGCCUCAAGAUACCGGUAUAGCCGAAGACGAGUGGCCAACGACUGCACCUUCAAAAAAGGACAAGAAGAAAAAGAAGAAGGGCAAGAAGGAGGAAGCUGCUGCGCCUCCGCCGCCUCCGCCUCCGCCACCCGUAGAACUCGAGUCCGAACCGGAACCUGAGCUUGAACCUGAGCCCGAGCCCGAGCCUACGCCUGAACCAAUAAAAGAGGAAGAGGUCGUUGUAGAGGAGGCACCAGUGUCUCCGACGAAGACGAAGGAAUCCUCCAAAAAGGACAAGGACAAGGAAAAGAAGAAAGACAAGAAGAAGAAGAAGAAGGGCAAGGGCGGAAAAGACGCCGAACCGGAGCCGGUUGAGAGCUCAAGAUCGAUCCCUCCUCCCCCACCGCCACCCCCGGUUGAGGACGUAAGGCCACCAAAGAUGGAGGAUGUCCCAGCUCCGCCUCCGGAGACCGUCAUUGAGGCCAAGGAGGAACCCCCGGCCGUCGAAGCGGAUAUUGAGCCCGCUGCUGACCGGAGUCUCGAUGACGCCAAAGACGACGAGAAGGCAGCGACGGAGAUAUCGCCAGAAGCCGCAGCCGACAUUGCAGAGGUAACGGAGUCUGCAGCUGUAGAUCCCGCCGCCGCCGAAGCUCCUGUUGAAGCGCCGACAGAAGACAGCCAAGAUCACGCGGCCGAUACCCCAGCCGUCGAUGACACCUCAGCUACCACGCCGGCAGAAGCGACAACUGAGUCAGCAGAGACUGCACCUGAAGCUCCCACGGAGGAGGUUACAGCCGAUGAGCCUUCAGCACCGGGAGCCGAACCUCAGACUGACGACACACCACCUACCGAAGCUGUUCCCGAGGCUCCUGAGGCCCAGGCUGAAGCCGAAGCUGACAAGGAGGCGGACGACAAUACUCAAGACGCAGCUUCUGCCGACACACCUGCUGAUGUAGUCCCCGAGUCAGCUGCAGAGACUCCAGCAGAGGACAAAUCUGACGAGUCUGCACCCACGACAGACGAUGCGGCCCCGGCAACCGACGAAGACAAGCCCGCGGAGUCCACCGCCUCAGAUCCGGCUCCCGAAGCUCCUCUUGACGCAAAGCCCGAGGAUCCUACACCGACAGAGGAGCCCGCUAGCGAACCUGCAGCUGAGCCUGCUUCGGAAGAUAUCGCGCCUGCCACAGAGGCGGCGGUUGAUGCCUCAGUCGAAACCGAGUCUGGAGAUGCUGCUCCUGUGGAGGAAGAGGCAACUGAAGACGCUCCUGCUGAGUCAAAGCCUGAAGAUCCCACGCCAGCUCCGGAAGAGCUUGUAGCCUUGGAAGAGCCAGCAACAGCUCCUGCAGAUGAUAAGCCAGAGGAUUCUGCUCCUGUAGAUGAACCAGUCGCUGAGACUCCCGAGGAGCCAAAGCAAGAAGACGCCACACCUGUGGAACCUGCGUCUGAAGCGUCAGUUGACGCCGAGCCUGCGGAUGCAGCUCCCGUUGAGCCUGUUGCCGAAGCCGUAGAGGAGGCUAAGCCGGAUGGCGCUGCCGCUACAGAGGAUUCUACUACCGAUGCUCCUGCCAAUGCUCCAGUUGAUGCUCCGGUUGAUGCCCCGUCUGACGUCACAGCCGAAGAAUCAGCGCCCGCAGAAGAACCUGCUGCUGCCGAAGUCAAGUCUGAGGAUCCCGCCCCAGAAGAGGCACCCGCAGAGGUUUCGCCUGAAGAAUCCUCCGCUCCUGCUACUCCUGCUGCUCCUGCAGCCGAAGAAACUCCUGAGGCCAAGACUGAGGGUGGUUCUCCUGCAGAAGCACCGGCUGCCGAAGCCACGGCUGACGAGGCAUCUGGUGAACCAGCUCCAGCCGAGCCCUCAGCCGAGCCACCGAUUGAGGUUACGGAAGAGGCGACUCCAGAGGAGCCAACGUCGGAAGAGGCAUCCACGGUUGAACCGGCUUCGACAGAGGCAUCUUCAGUUCCUUCCGAGGUCACACCUGAGGUCACCAAGGAGGCUGAGACGGCCGACGCUGCACCGGCGGAGACUGAUGCCGCCGAUGCUCCGGCUGAGGUGGCUGCCGAGACCCCGGCAGCUGAAGAAGUAGCGCCAUCGGAAUAUGCACCCACUGAACCUGCAGUUGAUACACCAGCUGUGGAGUAUGCAACCGAGGCCGCAGUCGUCGAGACAGAUGCCCCCGCGGAUGAUGCUGCAAAGUCCGAAGAGGCUGAACCAGCCCCCGCCGCCUCCGAGGAAGCGCCAGCACCUGAUGCUCCGGCCGAAGCGGCUGAAAGCGAGGAACCUACUCCUGCUGAGCCGACCGAGGUUAAAGAAGAGGCAGCACCUCCUGAGGCCGAACCUCCGGUUAUCCCAGAGGAUGCAACAACCGCCGAUGCAGCUGCUGAAGAGUCCAAGCCUGACGACGCCGCCGCUGAGGCAGAGUCAGCUGCGCCACAAGAAGAAGCUCCUCCGGCUGUUGAAGAUGCGCCCGCUCCCGUCGAGGCGGAUGACAAGUCAGUUGAGCCUGUCACCAGUACCGAACCAGCAGAGGAGCAGCCUACCACUGCAGACAAGGAAGUCGACUCAGCGACUCAACCGGCAGAGACCGAAAACGAACCCGCGGUCGCUGAGGCGGCCGAGGCAUCCGUCGAAGUAGACGCCCGUCCUGCGGAUGCUCCUGAGCCUGCCGCUGAGACCGCAAAUGCUGACGAUGCCGAGCCUUCCAAGGAGACUGAGCCCGAGGUUGACGCUGAAGCCUCCAAGGAGACUGAAAUUGAGCCCUCAACAGAGGUUGCUGAAAGCGCUGAACCUCCCAAAGACUCAGAGCCCGAGGCUGCUGUUGAUGCCACAUCCGAUACCCCUGAGACGGUCGAGGCAACUGCCGACGAGACAAAGAAUCCUGAAUCUGAACCUGCCCAGGAUGAAAUCCCCGCUCCUGAGGAAGAGGAUAGUCCUUCUGCGGAAACUGAGCCGGAGGCUCCCAAGGCGGAAGAAGUUGAAGUUACAAACGUCGAGCCAGAUGCUUCUGAGCCAGUCGAAGCUGAAGCUGAAGUCCCCAAGGAGGCUGCGGUGGAAGCUGCGGUGGAGAAUGCUGCCGUAGAUGAGCCUUCCGCGGCUCCCGAGGUUGAUAACAUGGAAGAACCUGCUCCGGUGGUUGCGGCAGAGGUUGAGGCUCCCGCUGACGCUGCUCCUGAGGGUGCUUCUGACGAUACUCCCGAAGUCGCUCCUGAGACUUCUUCCGAGGAUGCCCUCGAAGUCACUCCUGCGAUUGCUACGGAGGCUGUCCCUGAGGCAGCUCCUGAGACCGAACCCGAGGCUGCAGCUGCUACAGUUGAAACAGAUGUCACUAAGGAGGCUGAAGCCGAGGCUGCUGUUGAGCCCGACACUGCUCCUGAGGUUGCAACAGCCGAAGCCGAGCCUACUGCAGCCGAGCCCGAGGCACCGAAAGAGGACGAAGCUGCCGCAACACCAGAAGACACCCCAGAGGACACCCCAGAUGUCUCCAAGGAAGCCGUAGACGAAACAACAGACGCCGCCACGGAAGACGCAGUUGUCUCAACUGAAGAACCUGCGACUGAAGCUGAAGCCGCACCCGAGGAUGCCAAGACCGACGAGACAGUUCCCGAUCCCGCCCCGGAGGAGCCGAUUGCCGCCGCCGCCGCCGAAGUGGAGACCGAACCAGAAGCUCCUGAGGAACCCAAGACCGAAGUCAACGAGAACGAAGCUGCAACUGAGCCCGAGGCGGCCACGGAAACCACAGCCGCGGAACCAGAGGCACCUGCCGCAACUGAGGAUCCUCAGCUUGAACCCGCGGCUGAGGCAGAAGCUGAGUCAACUCCCGAGACCACAGAAGAAGUCUCCGCUGCGGACCCGGUCCCAGACGCCAAAGAGCCUGAGCCGUCAACUGAGGAAGCUGUUCCGGAGAAGGCUGCAGAGACGGCCGCAGAUGCUGGCGAGGCGCAACCUGAGACUGAUGCUGCCGCUCCCGAACCCGAGGUUCAGCCUGAGGAGUCCGCAGCGGCUGCUGUUGAAGAGCCUGCGCCCGAAACAGAGGUCUCCGCAGAUGAAAACGAACCGGAGGCCAAGGUUGAGGACGAUGCUGAAGCCAAGGAUCCUGAAUCUGAAGCACCAGUAGCAGAGCCCGAAGUCGAGACGGCGUCAGCUGAGGCAGCUCCCGCAGCCGAGGACACCAAGGAGCCAGAGGCUGAGGCUAUCCCCGAGGCUUCCCCUGAGACGCAGGAGGUCGACCCUGCUGCCGAAGCGGCAAAGGAGCCCAAGCCUGUUGCUAAAGCUGAGCCUGCUGCUGAAGCUGAGCCCGCUGCUGAAGCUGAGCCCGCUGCUGAAGCUGAGGCUGUUUCUGAAGCAGAGCCUGCCGCCGAAUCCAAAGAUCCCGAGCCCGAGGCAGACACACCCGUCGUGGCCGUUUCAGAGGAAGCGGCGCCGAUCCCGGAGACUGUGGCUGAAGAGGUCAAGGAGGCUGAUGUUGAGCCUGCUGCUGCUGACCCUGCUGCUGACCCUGCUGCUGAGCCCGCUGUGGAAGCUGACCCAGCUCCUGAUUUCAAGGAGGCGGAACCCAAGACCGAUGUUGUUACUGAAGCAGACGUCAAGGAACCCGAGGUUGAGGCUACGGCUGAACCUGAUGCCGCUCCUGAAGCAGAAGCUGUUGUUGAAGCUCAGGAGCCCGUUUCUGAACCUCCUGCUGUGGCAGCGGUUGAGGAGCCAGAGCCUGCACCUGCGCCCACGGCUGAGGAAGCUGAAGCACCCGAAGCUGAUGUCGAAGUGGCGAAAGUCAAAGAAGAAGAGCCUGCGGCUGAUGCGGAACCUGUCGCAGAGGUUGCUGAUCCUGCUCCUGAGACUGAUUCGAAAGAGCCUGAGCCCGAACCGGAAUCCACUCCGACCGAUGCUGCUCCGGCCGAAGAAGCUGUCGACGUUACAAACACGCCCCCAGAGCCGGAAGCGCCAGCAGCAGCCGAGGAGGCCAAAGAACCCGAAGCGGCUGCUGAAGAAGUUGCUGCAGCAGAAGAAGUCAACGAUCCUGAGCCCCAGGCCGAAGUUGUCGAGGAUGCGAAGGAUGCUGCCGCCGAAGAGACCACUCCGGAGGCUGAGGAGGCCCAACCCGAUCCGCCCGCUGCGGUGGAGGAACCCGCUGAGGCGGAGCCUGCACCCGAAGUCAAAGAGGCGGAGGCGGACCCGGUGACUGAGCCAACUUCGGAAGAGACCAGGGAGCCUGAACUCGCCGAAGCCGUUGCGGAGGCGAGUCAUGCUGCCGCAGUUGAAGAAACGCCGGCACCGGAACCUGAGCCUACUCAAGAGACCGAGGCCCCCGACGCCGUCGAAGCAGAUGCUGUCACCGAACCGGUUGAGGAGACUGCACCUGCUGAGGAACCUGCACCUGCGCCUGCUGAUGAGCCUGCGUCUGCUGAGCCUGACGCGCCCGCAGAAGCAGCCGUUGAAGAGCCUACCGAAGCACCUGUUGAAGAUCCUGCCCCGGCCGAAGACUCUACACCAGCUGAGGAGUCCGCGGCGGCUGAGGAACCCGCAGCGGGCCUGGAGCCUGCAGCGGCCGAAGAGCCUGCUCCUGCUGAAGAGCCUGCUCCUGCUGAAGAGCCUGCUCCUGCUGAGACAGAGGCGCACGCGGAGCCAGAACCGGCUGCAGAAGCAGCUGUUGAAGAAUCUGCACCCAUCGAGGAGCCUGCAACAGCUGAGCCGGAAGCACCAGCUGAGCCUGAAGUACCAAUUGAGCCAGAGGCGCCUACUGAAGCAGCUGCCGAACCUGUGCCACAGUAGCUACGGGAGCAGCGGUGGCGGCAGGAGCAGAUGGUGAGAAGACGCGGUCUUUGGAUGCUGAGGAAAGCAAGGAUACGGUGGGACCAAUUGCCUCUGAUGCGAGAGAGGCAGAGAAAUCAGGUGAGAACUC
Messenger RNA from Colletotrichum phormii, 6545 nucleotides. RefSeq lists its product as uncharacterized. The record is from RefSeq and is a predicted model, not a curated record. The transcript is spliced from 4 exons. Lineage: Eukaryota; Fungi; Ascomycota; Sordariomycetes; Glomerellales; Glomerellaceae. The coding region runs from base 389 to 6415 and encodes 2008 amino acids.